CGCCUGCGCACUGCCGUGGCGCCCGGAGGCGGUGGCAGGUCCGCCGGCUCGUGUGGAGAGUAGUUCCUCAUCGCUCCUCCGGGACUCGCCACCAUGAGCAGCACUUUAGCCAAGAUCGCGGAGAUCGAAGCCGAGAUGGCUCGAACUCAGAAGAACAAGGCCACAGCACACCACCUAGGGCUGCUUAAGGCUCGUCUUGCUAAGCUUCGCAGAGAACUGAUUACUCCAAAAGGUGGUGGUGGUGGUGGGCCAGGAGAAGGUUUUGAUGUGGCCAAAACAGGUGAUGCUCGAAUUGGAUUUGUGGGUUUUCCAUCUGUGGGGAAGUCAACACUGCUCAGCAAUCUGGCGGGGGUAUAUUCCGAGGUGGCAGCCUACGAGUUCACUACUCUGACUACUGUGCCUGGUGUCAUCAGGUACAAAGGUGCCAAGAUCCAGCUUUUGGAUCUCCCAGGUAUCAUUGAGGGUGCCAAGGACGGCAAAGGUAGAGGCCGUCAAGUCAUUGCAGUGGCUCGAACCUGUAACUUGAUCCUGAUUGUUCUGGAUGUCCUGAAACCCUUGGGACAUAAGAAGAUAAUUGAAAACGAGCUGGAAGGCUUUGGUAUUCGCUUGAACAGCAAAGCCCCCAACAUUGGCUUUAAGAAGAAGGACAAGGGAGGCAUUAAUCUCACAGCCACCUGCCCUCAGAGUGAGCUGGAUGCUGAAACUGUGAAGAGCAUUCUGGCUGAAUACAAAAUUCAUAAUGCCGAUGUGACUCUGCGAAGCGAUGCCACAGCUGAUGACCUCAUUGAUGUGGUGGAAGGAAAUAGAGUUUAUAUCCCCUGUAUCUAUGUGUUAAAUAAGAUUGAUCAGAUCUCCAUUGAGGAAUUGGAUAUCAUCUAUAAGGUACCUCACUGUGUACCCAUCUCUGCCCACCACCGCUGGAAUUUUGAUGACCUGUUGGAAAAGAUCUGGGACUAUCUGAAACUAGUGAGGAUUUACACAAAACCCAAAGGCCAGUUACCAGACUACACAUCCCCGGUUGUGCUGCCUGACUCCAGGACCACGGUGGAGGAUUUCUGCAUGAAGAUUCACAAAAAUCUUAUCAAAGAAUUUAAAUACGCUCUGGUCUGGGGUCUGUCUGUGAAACACAAUCCUCAGAAAGUGGGUAAAGAUCAUACAUUGGAAGACGAGGAUGUCAUUCAGAUUGUGAAGAAGUGAAACCUUCCCCUUUUCCCACUGCCGGGCCAGCGCAGCAGCAUUCCCCAUGACCAAGCACCCUGCCCCAAACCCCUUCUUGGCUUUGGCAGCUGCUGGAUCAGGAUUCAGGGGGAGGGAGAUGGAAGCACCCAAAUUGGAACUUCACUUUUCUUAUCUUGGUGUCACCUUGUAUGUUGAACUGCAUAAAGGACCCGGUCUGCUGGCUGGUUGCGUGCAGCUCAUGUGUCAGUAUGAGGAUUCCUUUUGGGAUGGACUCUAAGGGGAGGGUACGUACGUUGAAGCAGCUGCAGAAGGGGCAUUUGGGAGCUUAUUCUUGAGCGUGAAAUGGAUAUAAAGGUGCCAUAAAAAUAUAUAAAACCAAACCUAUUGCCGUCAAGUCGAUUCCGACUCAUAGCAACCCCUAUAUGCAACAUCCUAAAUGAUUAGUCAUGGGAAGCUCUUCCAAUGGGAUGUGACCUUCAGUUGUUUCGAAUGAGGUCUCCCAUGUGAGGCUGGAGAGAGGAAAGAUUUGAUGAAAGUUAACUGAUUAUUCCUUACAAGGGUAGCCCAUUUUGGGAGAGAGUGUAGUGUGGCAGUUGAAUAAAGUACCCUGACCAGAGAGGAUUUGAAUUGCAGGCCCACUUCUAAUUAUCUGAACAAGUUAUUCAACUUUUUUUGAGCCUCAUGUUUCCUAAUGUAACAUGGUUAUAGUAACAGUACUUACCGCCUAGGGUGAUGAUGAUUAGUGUUAAGGGAGACGGUAUUGGUAAAUUACUUAGCAUAGCACCUCACACUUUGUAAAUGUUGGCUCUUGUCAUUGGUCCUUUCCCUUCUUGGGCUCCCUGCCUGCUUUAGUGAGAGCAGAGCUGUACAUCAGGAAUGUUGAGCUGAGCCAUGCUGCCAACCAAACCACUAAGGGUCUCUUUGCUGCUUGAACUCCCAUGGCAGUCUUACGCUGAACCACAUAACCUGGGUGAAGGCAGGGAGGCAGAACACUGCAGGUAAGGCAUCCAGUGUGAUCAGAGCAGAAGAUUUAUGUGUACACAUAUGUAUAUGUGUGGAGAUAGGAGGUUAGGUUAGGAGGAGUGGGAUCAGGAUUAUUUGAGAGAGAGGGUACUAAGGACAUUAUCAGAGGUUUUGGGGACCAGGAAUAAGGGGAUUGCUCUGACAGUGGGAAACUAGUUUGCAAAAUUCUUGGUGUGGUAGGCUGAGCUAGUGAGAAUAUGGGCAGAGACAGGCUGUGAGCGCAUGGGGACAAAGGAGAAAUCUAAACUUGGUAAAAGACUGACUUGUUCUUUGGAGGAAAUGAAAUCAAAGAUUAUUAUCAUCCCUGAGAUCCAUACUGAAAUAGAGUAGGGUGAAAAAAAAAAACCCAUAUUGC
Molecule: messenger RNA, 2557 nt
Organism: Loxodonta africana (African savanna elephant)
Lineage: Eukaryota; Metazoa; Chordata; Mammalia; Proboscidea; Elephantidae
Gene: DRG1
Product: developmentally regulated GTP binding protein 1
Exons: 9
Coding region: 94-1197 (367 amino acids)
Biological process (GO): cytoplasmic translation
Cellular component (GO): cytoplasm
Molecular function (GO): GTP binding; GTPase activity
Source: RefSeq, a predicted model, not a curated record